Messenger RNA from Salmo salar (Atlantic salmon), 2402 nucleotides. The record is from RefSeq and is a predicted model, not a curated record. Lineage: Eukaryota; Metazoa; Chordata; Actinopteri; Salmoniformes; Salmonidae.
UCAUCAACACAUCAUCCUCAUCAACACAUCAUCAUCCUCAUCAACACAUCAUCACAUCAUCAUCAUCAACACAUCAUCAUCAUCAACACAUCAUCCUCAUCAACACAUCAUCCUCAUCAACACAUCAUCCUCAUCAACACAUCACCCUCAUCAUCCUCAUGUCCUCCUAUGUCAGCAAUCCAUGCUUUGGUUUAGUUUCCCCUGGUACUGUUUCCACUUGCUAAUGUUUUAGCAUUUGUGGCACAAAUCCCAUUCAAGUCAUCCGACCAAUAUUAGCAUUUUUUGCACAUUUCUUUUAGUCAUUUUAUCAUGUCCAAAUCAUGUCCAAAUCAUCCAAAUGUAUAAAAUUCAAUGUGAAGCUCAACAAAGUCACUUAUAGAUGAUUUGAACAUGAUGUGCUAAUGUUAAUCUGACAAAUCAUAUUAUCGGUCCCAUGAUUUGAAUUAGAUUUUUGCUACAAAUGCUAUAAUGUUAUGUAAAUGUAGGAGUGUUUGACAUUGCAGCCGACUUUAUAGACGAGUCGAGAUCUACAAAUGACCUUGCAUGAUAAAUAACUACUCACUCACUCAGUCAGUCAGUCAGUCACAAUUUACCCACGAUGCAUCACAGUUUUGAUGCUCUCGAACACUGUAUGUGUGACUGAGGAAGGAAGCCCUCUCUGCAUCAGCUUCUUAGUUCCUGACAUAGAUUUGUCUAGAGGGUCCAUCUAUGCAUAUUUGUCAUUAUGUCGUCUGCAACAGAAUUAGAAGAGCAAUUGAGGACUAUCUCCAUUUUAAAGUAGUUAAUGUCUUCUUCUUCAACUUCCAUAACUUUAAUGACAGUCGGUAAACCAACUGAAAGUUUGUAUUCAAUGGCUUUAGUUUUGAAGCAAGUGCGCCCUCUAUUAAACUCUAUGGACACAGACUACUUCAAUGUUGGGUUAACCACAGAUCUCAAACUUCACACUCAGUGUCUGUUUACUGACAGUAAGUUAACUUACAACACGUCUACCCUUCACUCUACUGCAGGGUGGGAGAUGCAACAAUGGCCUUGAGAACAGCAGGAAGUGUGUUGCUGGUAUUUCUCUGGUCUGUGACAGUGGUACUGGGUCAGAAUGUCUGGAGUGUGACUUACACCAAGAAAAGUAUCUGUGCCUUGAAGGGGUCAACAGUGGAGCUGCACUGCUCUUAUACAUAUCCCAGUGGUACAGUCACAACAACCCUCUGGUUCACUGAAUCUGGGACUGGUAAAGAACCUAAAGAUCUAGGUCAGGACCCAGAGUAUGCAGGUCGUCUGGAGUGUCAUGGAGAUCAGAAGAAUUGUCACACACUGAGGAUCACAGACCUGAGAGAGAGUGACUCUGCUGAGUACAAGUUCAGAUUAUUAACAGAUCAGACCGGAGGGAAAUAUAUUGGCAGUCCUGGAGUCACUCUGUCUGUCACAGAUGUUGUGUUGGAGAUGGAUCCUACAUCUGUGUCAGAGAGGGAGAAUGUCACACUGAUAUGUAGAACCAAAUGUACACUGGACCCCAUCACAGCCUACAGUUGGUAUAAGAAUGGACAGCCUAUACCAAACAGCAACACCUCCUCUCCUGUCUAUAGCCUAUUCUCAGUCAGCAGUGAGGAUACAGGCCGAUACUCCUGUGCUGUAGAAGGCCAUGAGGAUCUCCCCUCUGCUGAAGAGACUCUCACUGUCACAUAUGGUCCAAGGAACACCUCAGUGUCAGUCAGUCCCUCUGGUGAAAUAAUGGAGGGCAGUUCAGUGACUCUGACCUGCAGCAGUGAAUCCAACCCACCUGUGGACAAAUACACCUGGUACAAGAAGAAUGUUACCUCACCAAAAGCAUCAGGACAGAGUUACAGCAUCACUAACAUCAUCUCUGAGGACAGAGGAGAAUACUACUGUGAGGCUGAGAAUACAAUAGCAUCUAAUAACUCUACAGCUCUGAUGAUCAUUAUAGCAGAGAACCAAACCUCAGUUCUAACUGCUGCUGUAGGAAUCAUAGUGGUUGUUCUGGGUGUCAUACUGGCUUCAUGUCUCUCUGGCUUCAUGUGGUUCAGGAAGAAGGCCUCCAAAUCCACCUUUGACACAAGACACACAGCAGACGACGGACAGGGAGACUCUAGUGCAGUGUAUGGCAACAUCUCAGGCAUGGCCAUGACCCCUGCUGCAGCACAGACAGUGGCCACCUUCGACCAGGAACAGGACGAGGAUGUCCAGCCCACGGUGGAACAAGCAGCUGAGGAGGACCCCUCUGUUCUCUACAGUACAGUCAACAAACCCAGAACCAAGAAGACCUGAACACAACAAACCCAGAACCAUGAAGACAUGAACACAACAAACCCAGAACCAAGAAGACAUGAACACAACAAACCCAGAACCAAGAAGACAUGAACACAACAAACCCAGAACCAUGAAGACAU